Molecule: messenger RNA, 1578 nt
Organism: Mugil cephalus (flathead mullet)
Lineage: Eukaryota; Metazoa; Chordata; Actinopteri; Mugiliformes; Mugilidae
Product: toll-like receptor 2
Exons: 8
Biological process (GO): immune response; inflammatory response; toll-like receptor signaling pathway
Cellular component (GO): membrane
Molecular function (GO): protein binding; triacyl lipopeptide binding; transmembrane signaling receptor activity
Source: RefSeq, a predicted model, not a curated record
AGAUACGAGUCCGGUGCACUAGCCGUCAUUUGGCCUCUGGGUCGGGUCACUCUGAGCCUCCAGGGUCCGAUUUUUACAAACGUGACUAUGGUCUCGGCUGUGCUCGGGGAUGUGUCCUACCCUGAGACGUCCAUCACUCUGGAAGACCUCCAUCUGGCUAACAACAAGACAGUUCAGUGCUUCAGAGAGGCAGCCAGCAAAAGAAUCAUGUCUAUCUUUUUUAGGAAUAUUUCUCUGUCUGAUGAGGCCACAGUCAACUUCAUGGUGGUCAUGAAUGGAGUGCCGAUCACCUCCAUUUCCUUUGACGGCAUCACCCUGACCGGCGAGGGCAGGUGGGAGCGAGCCAGCUGGACUGAUCACAAGUGCAUUGACGAGGUCUUCAUCCGCAACGCUGUAGUGCUGGACGUCUUCAAGUUUGUCUCAUUUCUGGAGCUGAAGUUCCUGCUGCAUUAUCCCAGGAAGGUGUCAGUCAUAAACUGCAAGUUGUUUUUGAUGCCCUGUCCCACGUCCCAACUCCUGGUGAACCUCCACUACCUGGACCUGUCCGAUAACCUGCUGACUGACUUCACAUUGGUGGAGUCGUUGUGUGACACAAAACCAACUCUGAAGGAACUCAGAGUUUUAAACAUGAGCAGGAAUGCUUUGAAGUCUUUGUCCACAGUGAGCCGCCUGGUAGCCAAGCUCUCCAAACUGACCCACCUGGAUAUCAGUAGGACCAGUUACAACUCCAUGCCCCAAAGCUGCCCCUGGCCCUCUACCCUGCAAUACCUGAACAUCUCUGGGGUUAAGCUUACCACCACCACUUCCUAUUUACCCAUAACACUUGAGAUUUUGGAUCUUAGUAACAAUGACCUCAAGGACUUCACUCAGAUUCUCCCGAUGCUGAGAGAGCUCCACCUCUCUGGGAACAAGUUGCUGACUUUGCCAGAUGGCAGCUUCUUUCACAGUCUACAAACACUGACUAUACAGUCAAACACCCUGAACAUGUUCAGCUCUGCGGACCUCCAGUCAUACAGACAACUUGAGAACCUCCAGGCGGGUGAGAAUAAGUUUGUCUAUUCCUGUGAGUUCGUCACCUUCUUCCAGUCACAAUUUGAAAUAAGUGGAGGUGUGCAGUUAACAGAUGGAGAGGACAGCUACGUUUGCGAUUCCCCACUCUGCCUGCAGGGAAAACCCGUGGAUCAAGUCCACCUUUCUGUUGUGGUGUGCCAGAGGAUCUUGUUUGUGUCUGUGAGCUGUGGGUUGGCGCUGGUCGUAGGAGUUCUAGUGAGUGUCUUGCUGUGGCGCUUCCACACUUUUUGGUACUUAAAGAUGACUUGGGUAUGGCUCAAGGCCAAGAGGAACUCCCGGCGACGUCACAGAGAUAGGGAAGGUUCAGAAGCUUUGUUGUCCUUCGAUGCCUUUGUCUCCUACAGUGAAAGAGAUGCAAGCUGGGUGGAAAACUUCCUGGUACCUGAGCUGGAGGAACCAAGUGAGACUGACAGUAGAAGAGGCCCCCGACCUUUAAACCUGUGCCUCCACAAGAGUGCAGUGUUCAGUCCUACGGUUACUCUGAGUCAGAUAAAAGAUAAAAAUUAA